Molecule: messenger RNA, 896 nt
Organism: Closterium sp. NIES-65
Lineage: Eukaryota; Viridiplantae; Streptophyta; Zygnematophyceae; Desmidiales; Closteriaceae
Source: the annotation of a GenBank genome assembly
CCCGCCCCCUUCUCUCUCCUUCCAUCACCCCGCCCCAUUCUCCCUCCUUCCAUCACCCUGCCAAAAUUCUCCCGCUUUCCAUCAGCCCGCCCCAUUCUCCUGCUUUCCAUCACCCCUCCCCUUUCUCCCGCUUUCCAUCACCCCGCCCCAUUCUCCCGCUUUCCAUCACCCCGCUCCAUUCUCCCGCCUUCCAACACCCCGCCCCAUUCUCCCGCUUUCCAUCACCCCGCCCCAUUCUCCCGCUUUCGAUCACUCCGCCCCAUUCUCCCGCUUUCCAUCACCCCGACCCAUUCUCCCACUUUCCAUCACCCCGCCCCAUUCUCCCUCCUUCCAUCACCCCGCCUCAUUCUCCCUCCUUCCAUCACCCCGCCCCAUUCUCCCGCUUUCCAUCACCCCGCCCCAUUCUCCCGCUUUCCAUCACCCAGCCCCAUUCUCCCGCUUUCCAUCACCCCGCCCCAUUUUCCCGCUUUCCAUCACCCUGCCCCAUUCUCCCGCUUUCCAUCACCCUGCCCCAAUCUCCCGCUUUCCAUCACCCCGCCCCAUUCUCCCUCCUUCCAUCACCCCGCCCCAUUCUCCCGCUUUCCAUCACCCCGCCCCAUUCUCCCGCUUUCCAUCACCCAGCCCCAUUCUCCCGCUUUCCAUCACCCCGCUCCAUUCUCCCGCUUUCCAUCACCCCACCCCAUUCUUCCUCCUUCCAUCACCCCGCCCCAUUCUCCCUCCUUCCAUCACCCCGCCCCAUUCUCCCGCUUUCCAUCACCCCGCCCCAUUCUCCCUCCUUCCAUCACCCCGCCCCAUUCUCCCUCCUUCCAUCACCCCGCCCCAUUCUCCCUCCUUCCAUCACCCCGCCCCAUUCUCCCGCUUUCCAUCACCCCGCCCCAUUUUCCCCCUUCCCAUAA